AUGGCCUCACCUCCGCGCCCCCUACUCGGCCUCGCCCUCGCCGCCGUCCUCCUCCUCCACCUCCCCCCGCUCCUCGCAUCCGCCGCGCUCGUCCUCGAGGACGGCUACACCGUCUCCACCGCCGCCGACCUCAACCCGCGCCCGCCCUCCGCCGGGGCCCAACCCUACGCGCUCCUCCCGCGGCCGCGCGCCGGGGACCUCCUCCUGCUCGACUCCACCGGAUCCGCGCUCUACACGCUCGCCCUCCCCGUCUCCGCGGGCGCCGAGCCGCGGAGGCUCGCGGGGGGUUUCGGCCGCCCCCGCAGCGUCGCCGUCGACGCCGCCGACAACGUGUACGUGGCCGACCGCGACCACCGCGCCAUCCGCAAGGUCGCGCCCUCCGGUUAUACGACUACGAUUGCUGGAGGGUACUCGGCAGGGACUGGUCGCAGGGAUGGACCUGCGCAGAAUGCUACCUUUUCCCCAGAUUUCGAGCUGGUUUAUGUCCCCAAAAUCUGUGCACUGUUAGUCGCUGACAGAGGAAAUCGAUUGAUUCGGCAAAUCAAUCUAAGGCCGGAAGAUUGUGCGCAUGAGACACAAAAAGGCUUGGGAAAUACAACUGUCUCAAUCAUUGCAGUAUUGGGUGCGCUGUUUGGUUCAGUUAUUGGGUUCCUAGUCCGGUAUUUUUACCCCUUCCAUGAAGUCUCCAUCAACCGCUUUUUCAGCAGGGUACAGAAGCAAUUCAAGAGAACCCAGAGGAAGGCCACACUGAUCAGCUUCUCCGACAUAAGAAGCGAAAUUGCUAACUCCAUGCUUUAUGCCCUCCUUCUGAAACUAAUUAGAGUUAGUCGUGGCUAUCUUACUGUUGUGUUACCUAGUAUUAGGCUAGAGCGAGGAGUUCCCUGUAAGCCUUCUCCUUCUCUUGAUGUAGACAAGUUCGGUGCUGCUCCUUCUCUUCUUGAUCUAGACCAGUUUGGUACUACUACUACUGCUACGACUGGUCUUGCGAACGAAGCAUUGCCCUCUACUGAACAUUCUGGGGAUUUCAUCGGCUUUGAUGGCGACAGCGAUACAGAUGAGGGUAAUGAAUCCGCCUGUGAUGGUAGUUUCAAUACCCAGGAAGAGAAUAAAGAGGCAUCACUUGACAGGGAUUUAUGGACGCUCUUUGAUAAUAAAGGCAGCUCUAAGAAAAUAGAUAGCAUGAUUGAGUCCAACUUAUUGGACUUUUCGGGUGAAGACAAGUAUGGCAGCUCAGGUGUUAACUAUUCUGGUGUAAGCAGGAGGAGGUCGCAUGGAGAUAGCAAGGUUCUCUAAGCUCGCUACUACUAUCGAGCAGGCAAGGUGGUCUAGAGGUGAAUAAGUUGUUUUUGUAUCUAGCAGUACCUUACUAUUGCUGUGCGUGCUUAAAUAACUAAAAGUGGACCGUGUCAGUAUUUGCUGUGCUAGCGAGGGCAGGAGAUGUAAAGUAACUACGUAUGAAAGCCAUGCCAUUCUCUUCUGUGGCUGUGGUAUGUAUGAACCUAUUGUUGUCUUAUAUGUGUAUAAUUAUCGUUCAUUUUACUA
This is a messenger RNA of Lolium rigidum, 1542 nucleotides long. RefSeq lists its product as uncharacterized. Lineage: Eukaryota; Viridiplantae; Streptophyta; Magnoliopsida; Poales; Poaceae. The record is from RefSeq and is a predicted model, not a curated record. The transcript has 4 exons. The coding region runs from base 1 to 1293 and encodes 430 amino acids.